AUGGCAUCUUCUUCCAACAAUUUUCACUAUCAUUAUGAUGCAAAUGAUGAUAGUUUAGAUCAAAUUUUUCAAGAGCAAUUUGAUAAAGAAUUAGAAGCUGCUGCAGAGGAAAUGCCGGCCCCAAAGAAUAAACGUAUCUAUAUCGAUAGAAAGCGGGAAGAAGGUCACAAUCGGUUAUGGAACGAUUAUUUUAGUGAUAAUCCGACUUACCCAGAGAAGUUAUUUCGUAGACGAUUUCGAAUGAACAAAUCAUUGUUCUUGCGUAUUGUCAAUCGUCUCACUGCAGAAGUUCCAUAUUUUCGACCAAAAAAGGAUGCAACCUUCCGGGAUGGUGUAUCACCGUUACAACAAUGUACUGCAGCUAUUCGACUAUUAGCAUAUGGGGGUGCGGCGGAUGGUGUUGACGAAUAUAUACGUAUUGGCGAAACAACGGCUCGUGAAUGUUUGGAACACUUCGUCGUCGGAAUAGUUGACUUGUUUGGCGAUGAAUACCUACGCCGACCCACAGAAGAUGAUCUGCGAAGGCUACUCUUUUAUGGAGAACGACGGGGUUUUCCCGGGAUGGUUGGCAGCAUCGACUGUAUGCACUGGAAAUGGAAAAAUUGCCCAACCGCUUGGAAAGGAAUGUAUUCACGAGGCACCGAUAAACCAACAAUUGUUUUGGAGGCGGUGGCUUCAGAAGAUCUAUGGAUAUGGCACGCAUUUUUUGGAGCGCCAGGUACUUGUAACGAUUUAAAUGUACUUGACCAAUCACCAGUAUUUAAUGACAUUAUUUACGGUCGAGCUCCCGAACUGAAGUACAAUGUCAACGGAAGGGAGUAUAAUUUGGCUUACUACCUGACGGAUGGCAUUUACCCCGAAUGGGCGACAUUUGUUAAAUCCAUCCCACAACCACAACACCCGAAACAUCGUUUGCAGAACAUCAAGAAGGUGUGCGAAAAGAUGUUGAGCGUGCAUUCGGAGUCCUCCAAUCUAGAUUCGCGAUAA
Molecule: messenger RNA, 987 nt
Organism: Brassica napus (rape)
Lineage: Eukaryota; Viridiplantae; Streptophyta; Magnoliopsida; Brassicales; Brassicaceae
Exons: 1
Coding region: 1-987 (328 amino acids)
Source: RefSeq, a predicted model, not a curated record